Paramecium tetraurelia is the source of this 243-nucleotide messenger RNA. RefSeq lists its product as uncharacterized. The transcript is spliced from 2 exons. Lineage: Eukaryota; Ciliophora; Oligohymenophorea; Peniculida; Parameciidae. The record is from RefSeq and is a predicted model, not a curated record. Bases 1 to 243 code for a protein of 80 amino acids.
AUGGAGAAUUCAGAUCAAACCAAUUCACCAUAUAAUCCAAUCAUUAAUCCUAAAUACUCCAUUCCAUUCAAAAAGCCUCUCUACUUCAAACUCAAAGAUGUGAUUGCCCAAAAAGUCAAUCCUAUGACUCCAAAGCUACCUCUUUUCCUGAAAAACAUUCAUGUCACUGUAAAUCAGAAGUUAUUUGUUAUUGCAAUUAUUACCACUUACGUUGUGCAAAACACAUUAGAGGUUAUUGGUUGA